Messenger RNA from Hyposmocoma kahamanoa, 1909 nucleotides. RefSeq names its product zinc finger protein OZF-like. Gene Ontology annotation, molecular function: DNA-binding transcription factor activity, RNA polymerase II-specific; RNA polymerase II cis-regulatory region sequence-specific DNA binding. Bases 208 to 1743 code for a protein of 511 amino acids. NCBI's taxonomy places the organism in Eukaryota, Metazoa, Arthropoda, Insecta, Lepidoptera, Cosmopterigidae. The transcript is spliced from 3 exons. Gene Ontology annotation, biological process: regulation of DNA-templated transcription. The record is from RefSeq and is a predicted model, not a curated record.
AGAAUUGAACCUGGGACCUCUGCAUGGCUGUCCGGCACUGUAACCGUUCGGCCACGGAGACCGUUUGGAUUUAUGUCAACUGUUUUUACUAUUUUUCAUUAUUUGGAGAUCUAAAUUCACUUAGGUCAUGUUUGUAAAAUGUAGACGAGACAACAAACUACCAUUGGCAUUAAGUUAACACUUAUGCAUGCUUAUUAACGCCCAAAUAUGUUUUUUUUAUUUAAUUUUGCAGAUAGUGGCAGCGAAUUCGACUGGAAAUCUAUCAAAGAUGAAGAUUCUGGUGUAAAAGUUGAAAUUACUGUCAACACUGGGAAAGCAACACAAAAUCAGGAUAAAAGUAUAAAAGUAUCACAAGACGGGAGAAAAAAGACUAGACCAGUUGUACUUAGAAGGCUCAACCAACUAAAUAAUUUUGUUACACAAAACGCGUCCGGAUAUUGUUGUAAAUAUUGCAACGAAAGAUCUUCGCGAAUUGCCAUCAUGUCCGACCAUAUACAAAGCGCACACAACAGAGAGUACUACGAAAACUUCUUUCAAAAAAUCAAAACUGAAGACGGCGUCGAGUUUACAUGUAAAGAAUGUGACGAGAAAUUCAUAAACAACAAAUUAUGUCACAAAAUACACAGUUGUAAAAAGAACAAAAAUUCACAAUGUGACAAAUGCGACAAGAUCAUACACGGGGGCCGGAAUGAUAUUCGUCGGCAUCACCGCCAUGACCACGGCGAUGUACCAUAUAAAUGCUCUUAUUGUGACAAAAGAUUCACAGAUAUGAGAUUUCUACGAGAACACGAAAACAUUCACACUAGACAAAAUGUGUUCAAGUGUGACAUUUGUUUAAAAGAAUUCCGUUACAAGCAAACAUUGAGAAGGCACAUUAGCUGGCACAAUGGAACUAACAAAAAAUACAUGUGCGAAGGAUGCGGCAAGUCGUUCAAUGAUGUAACUAAUUUAAAUAAACAUAGAGAUACUGUUCAUUUGAAGCUUCGGAGAUUCGCGUGUGACCAAUGCCCCAAAACGUUCACCGCUAAGAAACAUUUGAAGUCACACAUGUACACUCACACUGGGGAAACAUUCGCCUGUGACAUUUGUUCAAAACUCUUUAGGAACCGCUACUAUCUUCUUGCUCAUAAGAAAAUACACGAUCCCAAUAGGAAAUUCGAGUGCCAACAAUGCAGGAAGACAUUUAAUCGUCGUGGUGAAUAUGUUAAACAUUUAAGAGUCCACGCUGGAGACAGAGCUUUGCCUUACAAAUGUGGCUUGUGUCCCAAAUCUUUUGCUACUAAAUACACGCACAAGCGGCAUAUGGAAUAUCAUUUCGAUUUGAAAAAAUAUCCAUGUGACAUUUGUAACAAAAAAUUCAGCACUCGAGACGUUUUGCGGAAACACAAAAACACCGUUCACGAUCCAAAUAGAGACAACGUUGUGAAAACAAAAUGUGAAAUUUGCAAACAAAAUGUGACCGAUUUUGAUAAACACAUGGACCAGCACGUGAAUCGACCUUUGAAAUGUCAUAUGUGUCCCAAUACAUUUAAUCGUAAAGGCUCGUUAAAUAGACACGUUAAAACGCGUCACAUUAAUGUGAGUUCUGUAAAUUGUGAUGUUUGUGGUAAAAAAUAUCGUGGUGAACAUUGUUUGAAAAAACAUAAAUUAAAAGUGCAUAAAAUAGCAAUAAAAACUGAAAAUUAUGACAGUAUGGUGCCUGCGUUCGAAAUACCUAUAGAAAAUGAGAUAAAUAACAUUUAAAUUAAAUCGCUACACAGCAGUAAGGCCACCUGUUACACAAUAACUUACUUUUUUUUAUUAAAAAAUGUGUGCGCAUUUGACUUCCAUCUCAACUGACGAAAAGUGACGAUGAGGUCGACGAUGGAGCAUGCAUACCUAAAUAAUGCCUAUUUACUCUCGCCUUGAA